Messenger RNA from Cannabis sativa, 1545 nucleotides. RefSeq names its product UDP-glucose 4-epimerase GEPI48. The transcript is spliced from 9 exons. Gene Ontology annotation, molecular function: RNA binding; UDP-glucose 4-epimerase activity. Bases 157 to 1206 code for a protein of 349 amino acids. Gene Ontology annotation, biological process: rRNA processing; galactose metabolic process. Gene Ontology annotation, cellular component: cytosol. The record is from RefSeq and is a predicted model, not a curated record. Lineage: Eukaryota; Viridiplantae; Streptophyta; Magnoliopsida; Rosales; Cannabaceae.
UUCUUUCUUCUUCUUCGUCGUGUUCAUUCAUAAGACCCAUAAUUCUGAUACCAAUCGCUAUAAAUACUCCUCUGCUUCAAUCUUUGGUUGUUGCGAUCCGAGAAAACGGUUUUUUGAUAACGACAACUUCUCAGAACUCGAAAGUUUGUAUCUUUAAUGGCGAAGAAGAGUAUACUUGUUACUGGUGGAGCUGGCUACAUCGGUAGUCAUACUGUUCUUCAACUUUUGCUUGGUGGGUUUAAUACUGUUGUUGUUGAUAAUCUUGAUAACGCUUCUCAAAUCGCUAUUGAACGAGUCAAAGAACUCGCUGCUGAUUUUGGCAAAAACCUUUCUUUUCAUAAGAUUGAUCUCCGUGACAAACCAGCACUUGAGAAAAUCUUUUCUGAAACAAAAUUUGAUGCUGUUAUACAUUUUGCUGGAUUGAAGGCAGUUGGUGAAAGUGUGAAAGAGCCAUUGCGUUACUAUAACAACAAUUUAAUUGGGACAAUUUCUCUGUUGGAAGUUAUGGCUGCCCAUGGUUGCAAGAAGCUUGUCUUCUCCUCAUCAGCAACAGUUUAUGGUUGGCCAAAGGAGGUUCCAUGCACAGAAGAGUUCCCCAUUGGUGCAGUGAAUCCAUAUGGACGAACUAAGCUUUUUAUUGAGGAAAUCUGUCGUGACAUAUACCAAUCAGAUUCAGAAUGGAAAAUCAUAUUGCUAAGAUAUUUCAAUCCUGUUGGAGCACACCCUAGUGGAUAUAUCGGUGAAGAUCCUCGCGGAAUUCCAAACAACCUGAUGCCAUUCGUGCAGCAAGUUGCUGUUGGGAGGAGGCCAGCCUUGACAGUUUAUGGGAAUGAUUACUGCACAAAAGAUGGAACUGGGGUACGUGACUACAUUCACGUUGUUGACUUAGCCGAUGGGCACAUUGCUGCAUUGCAGAAACUCGACGAUGCAAAAAUAGGUUGUGAGGUGUACAAUCUAGGAACGGGAAAAGGAACGUCGGUGUUGGAGAUGGUUGCAGCAUUUGAAAACGCGUCUGGGAAGAAAAUUCCUCUUGUGAUAGCUGGAAGACGGCCUGGUGACGCCGAAGUAGUUUAUGCAUCGACAAAGAAGGCGGAAGCUGAAUUGAACUGGAAGGCGAAAUUUGGUAUCGUCGAAAUGUGUCGGGAUCAAUGGAACUGGGCUAGCAAAAAUCCUUACGGCUAUGAAUCACAAGAAAACAGCAACUGAGUAAAGAAAAUGAAACAGAAGUUGAUACUUGUAACCAUAUAAUAAGCUCUCUCUAUUUUUAAAAAUCUAUAUAUAUAUAUAAAUAUAAAUAUAUAUUAUUUAACUGGUAUUUAAUUUAGUGAUAAUAUUGUCACCCGGUGUGUCCAGCUUUGGCCAUUGUAGGAAUACAGAGCUUUUGUUGGCAGACCCUGUGAAAGCUGAUAGCCAUUGAGGUGUAUAUCAUUAUAUAGAAUAAGAAUUUAUAAUAAUAAUAAUAGUAAUAAUUAUAGUUAAAUUUUAGUACCAAUUCUUUCAACAUUCUUUUGACUGGUUCAAUUUUAUAAAGUAUUUUUCAUGGAA